This is a messenger RNA of Heterocephalus glaber (naked mole-rat), 2597 nucleotides long. The record is from RefSeq and is a predicted model, not a curated record. NCBI's taxonomy places the organism in Eukaryota, Metazoa, Chordata, Mammalia, Rodentia, Bathyergidae.
CCCAAAAUAUAUAAAUAAUUGUAAUGAACUGAUCUCUUAAAUUAUAUAGGAAACAAAUUGUGGGGUACAAUUGUAGUUGUAAGCUAAUCUUUUUUCUUAAGAUAGUAUACUCUUUGUAAAAAACAAAAACUAGAGUUACAAAUGGAAGUUACAAGUGUACUUGACUGUGUAUCUGCUUAUGUAUACACCUUUACUGAGAUUAUUAUUUCUUUAAACAGCUUUACUCUCUAAUCACCUUUCAUUUUACCCCAAAGAAUUCCAUUGCCCAUUUCUUAUAGAACAGGUUUAGUGGUAAAAAAUUCCCUAGUUUUUAUUUAUCUGGAAAUAUCUUAAUGCCACCCUCACUUUUAAAAGAGAGAUUUUCUGGAUAUAGGAUUCUUGGUUGGCAGUUACUUUUUUCCUUCAGCACAUUAACUUUAUAUAUACAUUUGCUGCUUUCUCCAAAAGUUUCCAAAGUUUCUGAUGAGAAAUUUCCAGUAAUCUUAUUGAAGAUUAUGAGCAUGUUAUGAGUCAUUUUUUUUCUUGCUGCUUUUGAUAUUCUCAUUGUGUUUUGGGCUUUCAAUUGAGUGUGGUACAUUUCAGUGUGGAUCUUUUGUGCUCAUCCUGCUUGGAGGGUUGUAAGCUUGUUGGAUUAUUCAUGUCCUCUUCAAAUUGGGGAAGUUUUUGACCAUUAUCUUUUCAAAUAAUUACUGUUGUUUCUAGAACUCCCACAAUGGAUAUUUUUGGUUCAUUUGGUGUUCCACAGGUCGCUAAGGCUCUAUUUCCAUUUCCUCAAUUUUGUUGUUGUUGUUAUUUCUCAGACUUAAUAAUUUUACUUAUCCUGUCUUCGUGACCAUUGAUUCUUUUGUCUGCCAAAUCUUUGAAUUCCUCUUAUUUUGGACUUCAGUGGUAGUGAUUUUUCAGCUCCAAAAUUUCCUUUUGGUUUUCUUAGGCUUUUCUUUAUUGAUGUUUCUUUUUUCCUUUUUUUCAGUACCGGAGAUCGAACUCAAGACCUUGUGCUUGCGAGGCAAGCAUGGUGCCACUGAGCUAAAUCCCAGGCCUGAUAUUUCAAUUUUAUUCACACAUCCUUUUCUUGACUUUGUCCACAUGUUCCUUGAGCAUUUUUAAGACUGUUAUUUUAAAGUCUGACUUGCAGAGCUACCUCUGGUCUUUCUCAGGAAUAGUUUCUGAUGGUUUGUGUUCCUCCUUCGUUGUUGUCGUCGUCGUUGUCCUCCUCCUCCUCCCCCCCUCCCUCUUUCCCCUCCUCUCCCCGUAUUCUCUUCCCCCUUCCUCUUCCUCUUCCUCUUCCUCCUCCUCCUCCUCCUCGUCCACCUGGGAAUUGAACCCAGCGCCUUCACACAGAGCUACAUUCCCAGAUGUUUUAAAAUUUUAAAUUUGGAGUCAGAAUCUCUCUGGGUUACUAAGUUGCCCAGGCUGGGCUGAAACUUGUGAUCUGCCUGCCUCAGCCUCCCCCAUCACUGGCAUUAUAAACAUGUGCCAGUCUGCCCAGAGCGCUUCUCAUCUUAAUCUUUCUCUUCUACCUAUUGUUAUUUAGAAUUUUGGGUAGUUUUUUUUCUUUUUUGGUACCAGGAAUCGAACUCAGGGUGUUGCGCUUGCCAGGCAGGUGCUAUGCCCUAAACUACACCCCCGGCCCUGUUAUUUAGAAUGUAUUUUUGUAUAUAGGAAAAAAUCGGUUCAGGCCGUUAUCAUUCUGAAUUAAGUUAAGAGCUAAGCUUGAUUGAAAAUGUUUGUCUUCCAAUAAAAUAUACCAGAUUUGGCCACACCCCGGUAGAAGAAAGUUUCGGCUGCCUGGCCAAGGACAAUGGUAUCUAUGUGGUGGCAAAUAUAGGGGACAAGAAGCCGUGCAAUGCCAGUGACCCCCAGUGUCCUCCCGACGGGACGGCCAUUACCAGUACAACACCAAGGUGGUGUUCGAUUCUCAGGGAAAGCUGGUGGCCCGCUACCAUAAGGAAGUGGCAUCUAUGCACCAGAUUUUCCAAGAACAUUUCAUUACGAUAUGAAGACCCAGGAGGGAAAACUCCUGUCCCAGCUGGAUUCCCAUCCAUACCGCCCCGUAGUGAAUUGGACUUCUUAUGCCAGCAGUAUAGAAGCCCUCUGGACAGGGAACCGGGAAUUUAAAGGAACUGUCUUUUUUGACGAAUACAUCUUUGUGGAGCUGAAAGGAAUCACAGGAAAUUACACAGUUUGCCAGAAAGAUCUUUGCUGUCAUCUAAGCUACCAGAUGUCUGAGAAGAGGUCAGAUGAAGUUUAUGCCUUAGGAGCAUUUGAUGGGCUGCAUACUGCUGAAGGACGCUAUCAUCUACAGAUUUGCACCCCGCUGAAGUGUAAAACCCCUGAUAUACAGAGCUGUGGUGGCUCAGUUGACACCGCUGCUACCAGGUUCGAGAUGUUCUCCCUCAGUGGUACUUAUGGGACCCAGUAUGUCUUUCCUGAGGUUUUGCUGAGCAAAGUUCAGCUUGCACCCAGAGAAUUUCAGCCAAACGCUUGCUUAGUAGGAACAUCCAGCUCGCCCGAGUGUCCAUGACUCCAACAGAGACUUCCGGGGGAGAACUGCUGAAGCCUUGAUAGUGAAACCACCAGAGCACUGGAUGUCCUUA